This is a messenger RNA of Tachysurus fulvidraco (yellow catfish), 2687 nucleotides long. RefSeq names its product methylphosphate capping enzyme b (gene mepceb). The transcript is spliced from 5 exons. Gene Ontology annotation, biological process: snRNA modification. The record is from RefSeq and is a predicted model, not a curated record. Gene Ontology annotation, molecular function: O-methyltransferase activity; snRNA binding; RNA methyltransferase activity. Bases 401 to 2371 code for a protein of 656 amino acids. Lineage: Eukaryota; Metazoa; Chordata; Actinopteri; Siluriformes; Bagridae.
CCUCAGCAGUGAGAUACAGAAGCCUUGAAGGCUCAGUAGCGAACAUUUUACACGUUCUAUAGGAAAUAGGGAGAAAAAUAAGCUCGCAGACGUUCACGUACACAGCAUGCCGAGUCCUCACCGAGCACGAAGCGUUUGAGAAAUGCGUGUUUUCUGGAAUAGGCGACACAGAGUUAUAUUUUUUUGGUGCAUUUUUUUGGUUUGGGGUUCAAGGGUCACGGGAUACAAACAAGUCCGACACGCUCCACUGCAGUCUUCAGCCUUGGCUACAGUAUCAUGGGGACGUCUUUGAACCUAUAAGCAGACGAGUUUUCUGCAAGUUUACAAAAGCAAAUUUUCUCAACAAAUUUGGACACUUUCUCCCUGUCUGGCCCAUGCAUGCAGAACCGAGCAGUAGAAGAUGAUUGAGAUGUCCAUAGAGAAAGAAACUGUCGUAACAGGAGAUGGAACGGCAGCCGUUUUGAACCCGUCACCAUCCCGGAACCUAGCGGGGCACAUUAAGGCUCCGAGUCCAUCGUCUUUGGCACCAGUCAGCAUCGACACGCCGUUUAUGGCUAACAUGGUGCUAGCAGAAGUGGCUGCUAACCCAGCUUUGACAGAAGAGGUGGGACACGAUGAGGAAAUCACAGAAACGAUGCAAACAAAAGAAAACAAUAAGCUCUUGUAUGUGAAAAAUGGUAUAGAAUCUCACGCUGGGCCUCAAAAACUUGGCAAACGACGCUACAGCAUGAAUGCUGGCUUUAAGCAUCCAGGAUUUAGUAAGCGCAGACGGCGAGCUAACUCUGAGUGUGACCCAGUCUUACCCAGCAACUUCCUGUUGGGGGGAAACAUUUUUGACCCUCUGAAUCUCAACAGCCUGUUGGACGAGGAGGUGAACCGGGCGUUGAAUGCAGAGACGCCCAAAUCAUCGCCGCUUCCCUCAAAGAGCAGGGAGCCUGUCGAGAUCCUGAUCCCCAGAGACAUCACUGACCCGCUGAACCUCAGUGGCAAGGGCGGAAAUGCCAAUAGAGGCGUCCUGGUGUCGCCCUUAAAGAAGCGGCGCCAUAGAAACAGGCACCAUGGUGGCAGUGGUGGCCAUCUCGAACCCUCAGACUCUGAAAAGACAAAGGGUGUGAAGGAGGAUGGUGCUUUGUUUCCUGGACAGCAUUUAGAAGAGGAACUAGCUGAGGAGUCGCCGCAACCCUACGAACUCAACACGACCAUCAACUGCCGUGACGAAGUGGUUCCGCCCAUACUGCCACGAUCCCGGUCCACAAACUCCGCUCCACAGGCUAGAACUAAAAACUCCUCCACUCUGCAUUCCAAACACAGAAAGCGCAGACGAACAACCAGUCAUUCAGAACGCUCGUCGUCCAUCACGUCAACUCCCAUCAAUAAGCAGCUCAAUUUAGACAGAGGGCGGAGUCAGACGUUUCACACACCCAUUGUGGGUGGAACCACAGGAAGCCAUUUUGCAGCAAACCAUUGCAUGUCACAGAAAAAUCGAGGCAAACCAAGACGUGAAUACCAUUACGGCACCUAUAGCUGUUACUAUGGUUAUCAGACACCGACUCUGAACGUAGACCCUCGUCUGGCGGCGUUCAGGCCCGAAUGGUUCAGUGGGAAAAAAGUCCUGGAAGUUGGAUGCAAUGUAGGUCAUAUGACUCUCGCCAUCGCUAAGAACUGGAGCCCUGCUCACAUCCUGGGCUUGGAUAUUGAUGGCGGUGUGGUUCAUGCAGCACGACAGAACCUCCGCCACUUCCUAUCUGAGCUGCAGAAAAAGGAAGUGAGACCACAUACAUACACACAGGGGAACUCUUGCAAAGUGGAGACAAAGCGGACAUUCCCUGUUUCUUUAAGACUAUGCAGGGGUCCAAUUGCUGCUCCUCCCUUACUGCCUCCUGCCCCUGGUGUGUUUCCUAACAAUGUGUCCUUCAUGAAGGGGAACUACGUCCCAGAGAGCGAUGCGGUGCUGAUGUCCCAGAGUGCAGAGUAUGACGUCAUCAUGUGUCUGAAUGUGACGAGGUGGGUUCAGCUGAACUGGGGAGACGUCGGGCUCCAGCGACUCUUCAGACGUGUUUACUCACAGCUGAACCCCGGGGGAGUGUUUAUUCUCCAGCCACAGCCAUGGAGCUCGUACUGCAAGAGGAAGAGACUGACUGAAACGACCCACAGGAACUACAACAACAUUCGGCUCAGACCGGAUCAGUUCAGCUCCUACCUCACCUCCGAGGUGGGGUUCUCCAGCUAUGAGCUCAUCAGCACCACCAAGAGCUGCUCUAAAGGAAUACAGAGGCCGAUCUAUCUGUUCCACAAUGGCCCCGCCUCCAGCAGGAAGUCCUCCACUAGAAGAGGAAGUGACACACAGGAUGAGGAAAAAGAAACUGAGUGAAUGUUAAUGCUUCAGUGCUGCUUUAAUUAGAGACGUGAUCACUUCCACAGGACUCUGAGCCACUGUCGCAGUACACACACACACACACACACACACAGUAUAUUGAUCUUUUUAAUAAAAGGUUGUCUUGUUUCUAGCAGCUCAACAUUUGUUUGUAUUGUAAAUUUAGGCUUGUGUGUAGCUUUAACUGUAAAUGUAAAAAAGUUCAUAUAAAAUUUUCAAGCUGUUUUUUUUUUUUGAAAAGUGUUUGAGAGAAUCAGAGAAUGUAACUGCUUUUAAAGAUUUUUGUUGUAUGGAAUAAAUAAUCAAGUCUUUA